CAAGACGAACGUGUUGUACAUUGGCGCGCGCGUGUAUGAACGUAAUAAACCGGCUAAAAAGUGGCAAUAAACUGCACAUCGCUAGCAACAGACAAAAGUGACGUUUCACUGAUAAGCAAACUGUAAAAAAAGCAUGUAAGCAAAAAAUAAAAUCCAACUUUAAACUUUUAGUGUAAAAUCGGGUAAAUUUAUAUGUGUUUAAGUGUAUGAAUUAGCAGGCACGGUAAAGUGACACACAAAGGUGCUGAGUUGGUGGAUCUCGUGUUGCAUACAAAAACAAAUCGAAUAAAGCAGCACAGCAUAAUAAACAAAUUGAGCUCCCUGCCUUAAGAACAACGAUUUUAACUGGGUUGGCUCGAAACGUAAUUUAUAGAUGUUGAUGAGUUGCUAAUUGAAUUUGAUAGAAUGUGUAAAUUGGUGUAAAAUGUGACAGAAAGUGAAGAUAAUAAUUCCAUUUCAUUUUAAUAACUAGAAAUUUAUGAGAAAUUUACGUGAGUGAAAAAUUCUCUGCGGUGAAAAGAUAUAAUAAAAUCAGGAUUAGAAAUAAUUCGAAGCCGAUUAAAUCAUGACAAAAUGCGUUUUACGCAGCAAAUUCAAAUGACGAAUAGCAUUCGAUAAAUUAAAAAUUUUUGAACUAAUAAAUUUUGUAGUCGAUUAAAUCGUUCUUCAAAUAUCAGCAAAUUUUCAUUGACAAGAAAACCAAUUGAAGUUUAAAAUUAUUUUCGCUUGCGUAAAUCACAACUUGCAACACAACGGUGCAAGCGAAGCUGCUAACCAGUCAGCCAAACAACCGGCCAGCCCCAGUCAGCCGCAGUCAGUCAGCCAGUCAAUUUGCAGCAGAGUUCAGUACAGUUCGCUUCAGUUCGUCGCUGUUGAUGCGUUGCAAGUCACUUUUCAAAUCAAUUAAACGCAUUGCGAGUGGCAAAAAUACACAACAAUAACAGCAGCAACAACAAUAAUUACGUGAUAGUGCAAUAGCCGCGAACCGUUGAAGCGGCGAUAGUCGGUCAGCGGACAAACCGACGGACGGGCGAAGUCACAAAAGUGUGGCAGCAACGCAUUCAAAUCUUGUUGAUGCACAGAGCAGGGGGUGAGCAGCUUGUGAGCUCUCCUACGAGCACUACAACAGAUGGACGCAUCGGCGAACGAACAGUGGAAGUGAUUGCUCACAAAGUGUUGGGUUGGCUUGUUUGUUGCACUCGCAGUUGUUGCAACGAAAUGAAUCACAACACACAUUGUUUGUGCCGGCUAAGCGGAGCUUAUCAUUAAUCAAAUUAGCUCUGGCAACAACUUCGUUUAGGUAGCAAUACUCGUAUAAAGGAAGGCGAAGUCAACAAACCUCAGUGCGACAGAUAAAGCGGCAGAUUGAGGAAAAAGGCGAUCACUGUGAAAGAAACACUUGUUAACUCUCGAGCUGCAAAGUAAAUAAAGAGAAGUGCAUACAUACACAAUUUGGAAAUAAAAUCAUAAACAAAUUUAUAACCCGAAAAAUAUCGUUUUAUAAGUGCAAUUCGUAUUACGUCAGUGUGAAUGAUUUGAAACUCCACUGCGGAGAUUGGUGAAAUACAUAGUUGGGCACGUAGUCGGCGAACGACGCUCCAAUAAAACGCGAUAACUCCUCCCCACCGUUUCCUCCAUCCACUUAACUUCAAUAUUGGUCUAAUCACCGUUGGCCGUUUAGCAGCCUAAACUAUGCGUCUCUUCAAGACACGCAAGUCGAUCGACACUUUUGGCAGCACUACUACCAACACCACAAUCACCCCACCAUUCCAACAGCAAUAUAGCAACGCCUCACAAACGGCGACUCCAACGCCGACAGCUACAACAUGCACCGUCAAAUUCAGCAAAACCAUAGCCGGCAGCACAUCCAUUUCAUCUUCGCUUCCCGAUCUGCAUGAUUCGCCCGUUAUGAUUCUUAGCUGUACGAACCUGAGCGCUAGCCAUACGCCAACACCACGUACCCCCACCAGUGUAGGCGUGCUCUGCAUCAGCAAUAGUGGCGCCUCGACACAUAUUCAUUCACCUGCUACAGGCGCUGGCUACACACACACCUACAGCAGCCUCAACAGCAGUGGCCGCCAAACACCAUCAGCUCUAUCGGUGGCUUCACUCAAUGACACUGCGCUGCAAAGGCUUCAUCAUCACCAACAGCAACAACAGAAGCAGCAGCAGCAACAUCAUAGCGCUGCGCAAUUGUUUCAAAAUGGCAGUGCUGGCGGCGGUGGUGGUGGUGGCAAUAAAUGUAGGAGCAAUACUUUGCUAGUUAACUAUGGUGGUAGCAGCAACAACAUUGCUGCCGUGCAACAUUACUACCAAAAACUCGGACAACAGACUUUGGCGCAGCAACGUAACACCUCGUCGUCAAGUAGUUGCAUCUACGAGAAGAGCAGAAAUGCUAGUUGCCACAAUAUUUCAUUGACGCCAAAUAGUGGCAAAAGCAGUGGUGGUGGUGGUGGCGGCGGUACGCCAAUGAAAAGUGGCAGUAGUUCGACAAUCUCGCUGAUGGCAUCAAACGGCCAUUUGCCCAAUUAUCAACUGGUGACCGCUGUGCCUGUUGUCAUUUUGGAUGACGAAAAGAAAUUCACUUCAAAUGCCAUUGCGAUAACUGCAAAUACAGCAACGACCACAAUAGCGACCACAACAACAACAACCACUACCACGGCAAGCUCAGUAGCCAAUAGUGCAACAAGAAAUGUCUUCACCUGGGGCAAGCGUAUGAGCCGCAAGUUGGAUAUACUGAAACGUAGCGACACCACUAACACACACAAGUCACAUACCGAUCUACGUUCGCUUUUUCAUACAUCCACGCACAACAACAAUAACAAUGAUAACGCCAAGGACAACUACCAGACGCAUACGCUGAAGAAAUGCAAAUCGGGUCCUAUCGAGACGAUAAAACAACAGCAAAAGAACCAACAGCAGAACGAGCAACUGCAAAGCCUACAACAGAAACAGCAGCAGCCAAAUGAUAAAAGUCAUCAAAGGCAGGAAAAAUCUAAGGAUAUGAAUGCCAGCGGCACUCAACAAUCGACGCCAACACAGCCGAAUGCGCAACAGCGCUCACAAAAAGCGAUCAAGAACUUCUUCCAUCGCAUUGGCUCCACCGGUAUGCUCAACCACAAGUCACACAAUCUGAUUAAAGCAGCCGAACCGAGCGGUUCCACCAGCAGUAAUCUGUACCGCAGCAGCUCUACUAGUCAGCUGACCAGCUCAUCGUACAUAAAGUGUGACGAUCCUACGGAGGGUCUGAACUUGGCCAACAGCCGUCAAGGCAAGUUACAGAAGGGCACCACAAUCGCUGUAUCAAAUCUUAAGUCGAGUAGUUGCGAUGAUAUUGCCAAAGUAAGCACGAGUACUUCACCGAAUGGCGGCGAUGCAAUGCCAAUUGGUGCACAAACACAAAAUGCGGCAACGGCCCAGGCAGUUGUUGCUGGUCAAGAAUCGACAAAUCGGCGCGGCGCCUUUCCAUAUGCUUUUCUACGCUCACGUCUCUCGGUAUUACCAGAAGAAAAUGGCGGCUCGGUAAUGAAGCAACCGUCUCUAUGUAGUUUACAUACAAUUGAUGCUGGUGGUUUGCAAGAAAUGCCACAUCCGGCGUCACAGUACCUACAGGUGGGUCAGCAGCAUUCACCAGUAGCACAGCAUCGAAACUCGACACCGAUGCUACCCAGUGAAGCAACACCGCUGGUCGAUGGCGCACUUGACUCAAUAUCGCUGGCAAGCACUUCUCCAAAUCACCACCAAAAGGUGAUUUAUCGGAAUGGCGCACUAAUCAAGCGCUACUCCUCGGACGACAGUGCAAUCAGCAAUUGCUCACCGCAGCAGACGUCCAGCGCAGGCGUGGCGUGUAUCAGUGGCGAGGUGAUAGUGUCGCGCAACAACAGCCUCUCUUCAAAGGACUGGGAACCACUUUACCAAAGAUUAAGUAGUUGUCUUAGUUCGAACGAGUCGGGAUACGACAGUGACGGAGGGGGCGGCGGUAGUGGCGGAGUAGGUGUGGGUGGCGUAAGUGCUAAUAGCGGCAGCGCAGGAAGCGGUGAAAGCUCAUGUGGCAGCGUAAUUUUCGUUGGAAAUACCUCGAACGCGCAAAUGCUGGGCAAUAAUCUUGGUAUCUCCUGUGGAGAUACGGAAUCUAUUGCAUCGGGUACGCUGAAGAGGAACUCGCUGAUUUCACUAACCUCAUCGGAGAGCGGGGUGGGGGGUUGUGGUGGCUUACGUAGUAGUAGCAUAUGCAGCACGACAAGUGGCUCCGUCUCAUUGGGUGGUUACAAUUACGACUAUGAGACAGAGACCAUCAGACGACGAUUUCGACAGAUCAAAUUGGAAAGAAAGUGUCAGGAAGACUGCAUUGGAUUGGUGUUGUCACCAAAGACUGUGAUGACCUCGACGAAUGAACAGCAAUACCGUUACCUGAUAGUAGAGAUCGAUCCGUAUGGCAUGGCGCAGAAAGAUGGCCGCCUGCGCAUUGGUGACGAGAUUGUCAAUGUGAACGGUAAACACUUGCGUGGCAUGCAGUCCUUCCCCGACGUACAGCGUCUGCUCUCAACAUUCCUCAAUAACUCUAUCGAUUUGGUGAUCGCUCAUGACGAAGUCGCCACAGUCACUGAUUUCUAUACGAAAAUAAAAAUCGACAGCAGCUCUGCACAACCGCAUAAUUCCAUGCAGUCUCUACAUGUUAGCAGCGAACCAGCGUCAGCGCCAGUAUCAGCGCCGCCCUCUGCCAAUCCACAAAGUGAGUACUUGGCGCGCGCACGCAAGCGGCUCAGCUAUACGCAACGCACUCAGAGCACGGACAGCAUAAACAACUAUGAUUUGCUUAGUCUACAGUUGGCGCUGGAGAGUGAGGAUAAUCAGCACGCGCGACCUCCAUCAUCCGAUGUGGUAGACUCCGCCGCUAGUGAGCUGGAUGUGGAUGAUGAUGCGCGCUCACUGGCCAGCGUAGCGACAAUGCAUUCGCUCACUUCAAUGCCAACACCAAUGCCGCUGAUGCAGCAUCGACGCUGCUCCACGCCGCGACACUCAAUGGACUCAACGGCCAAUGGUGGUGAGUUUGUAGCCGAACAUACGCGACGACGUGCUCGUUCCUCCUCCGGGCAACGCAAUCUCGAGCUGACGCCGCUGUAUAAUGCAAACACUGAGUACACGCCAGUGUAUGCAAAUCGGGCAUCCAGCAUAUCACUGGCCACGCACACGAUCAGCGACGAUGAGAAGUGGCAGUUGUUGGCGCGCAAGCGCUGUUCUGAAGGCGCGACAUUACUGCGCGUUCAGCAGCAGUUGCAGCACCAACAACACUCGCAAGACGAACUGGUGGCAGGUUGUGGACGCGUAGCGGGCAAUCGUAGUGCGUCGCUGACUUAUGGUGCAUCGGCGCCAACGGCUGCUGGGAAAUUUUCGGUUGCCUUCGAUAGCACAAGCGUUCAGUCGCAGCUGCAGCAGCCAGUGCAGCCGCAGCCUUUUCCGUCGCGCACGCACUACACGCGCAACUCCAUUAACCUGUCCAAUUCGCAUUAUCGAUCACUGCGGUUUGCGCAUUCGCGGCUCAGCUCUUCGCGCCUGAGUUUGUUUAUACAGCCGCAACCAAGUGGCGUUGUUGAGGGCAAUAAACUAACAGCAACAACAAGCACAACAACAACAAAUAACAGUAACUGUAAUUACCAAAAUUCGAAAGCCACUAAUAGUACAAACACUAAUAGUAAAACACAAACAACAACAAGCACUACGAGUACGACAACAACAACAGCAACAGCAGCAACGGUGGCUGCUAUGAAUGUAGCCGGAAAUAGCGCGGCAAAUACGAAGACUACACUGAACAUCAAUACCACCGAUGAUGAUGCGAGCAAUCAGCGAAGACAACAGCAGCAGCAGCAGCAGCAGGAACAACAACAACAAGCGUCGUCUGAUCUCACUAACAACACUAAUACAAAUGCUAAUCCUUUUCAUCUCAUUUCUUACCAAAAACAACAACAACAACACCAUCAAAACCAACAAACCCACCUUCACCAACAACAACAACACCAGAGACAUCAUGCAACGCAUUCACAUUUAUAUCAACAACAUUUAACUGUACCAUCAUCUUCUAUGCCAACAGCAUUAACCGCUUCAAAUAGUUCGACUACAACAAUAACAAGUGGAAAGGCUUCUGCAACAACAACAAGUUCUUUAAAUUCAGUACAAUAUCGCCAUCGCCCUUCAUUGCCCGCAGCCAAAUUAACAAUACGCGAUGAAGAAAUGGCCGAAGUUAUACGCGCUUCGAUGAGUGAUGGCUCUAGCCGUUCUACACAAAAGACGAUAACAUUUUUCAAAGGCGCCGGCAUGAAAUCGCUGGGCUUCAGUAUUGUUGGCGGUCGCGACUCACCCAAAGGCAAUAUGGGUAUUUUCGUAAAAACGGUAUUCCCAUCAGGUCAAGCAGCUGACGAUGGCACCCUACAGGCUGGCGAUGAAAUAGUCGAGAUCAAUGGCACUUCUGUGCAGGGUAUGAGCCAUGCUGAAACAAUCCGCCUAUUCAAGGAUGUGCGCGAGGGUGCUAUAGUGUUGAAGGUGCUGAGAAGAAAGUUACAGAAAGCCAAAUCAAUGGGCGCGUAAGUGGAGGGAAAGCGACGACUAUCUAUCUGCUAAAAUUAGAAUAAAAAUAUGCACAUCGUUGAACGUGAAAAUAUUACGGAAUUAAUUUAUGUAAGAAAUAGUUUCUAAAUAAAUGCGUGUAAAUUAUCAAAUAAGUUACUCUAAGUGUGAGCUCGAGUUUCAUGUUUAGGACUAAAUUAGAGUAUUAAAUUGUAUAUAGUAAUGAUGUGUUUUUAAUAAAAUAUGAAACAAGGAAGUAUUACGUAUUAAAAAAAAUAAUAAACCAAUAAUAAUUUAUAAUAAAACUUGUAUGCAAUUUUAAACUUUGUUUGAAGGAAUUAUGCGAAUUUGAGGCAGCUUAUGGGUGUUUAAAGAAAAGAAAAAGAGCAAACAAGUUAGUUUGUGCUUAAUAACUAAAAAUUAGCUUUCACGCCAAAUGCAAAGUGUUUAAUGUAUGGAAAAAAAAAACAAAAAUAAUAUAAUUAAAUUUAUAAAGCAUAAAAGCACUCUUCGCAUAUCUAAGUACGAUUUUAAGCA
Molecule: messenger RNA, 7098 nt
Organism: Anastrepha obliqua
Lineage: Eukaryota; Metazoa; Arthropoda; Insecta; Diptera; Tephritidae
Product: serine-rich adhesin for platelets
Exons: 9
Coding region: 1693-6582 (1629 amino acids)
Molecular function (GO): protein binding
Source: RefSeq, a predicted model, not a curated record